AUGUUCGCGGCACACCUAGAAUUCUUCGCGGCACACCAGUGUGCCGAGGCACACUGGUUGCCCGACACUGGUUUAGAUAUACUGGAAAGAAUAGAAAUAGGACGUGACUUUGCUUAUCCGUCGAUCAAAGAUCGCCUGCCUGUUAUCUUAACAAAGAUUGUUGACGUACUUUAUAGAGACAAGUGUUUUGUGAGAGGGCAGUUUGGUGAGGCAGGAAUUGAAGAACUGAAAGACUUUAUUGGAAAAAUAUCCAGAUUGAGAAGUGAGCUUCAGACCGACAAACCAUUCACACUUCUAGAAGAGGACUGUCCGGAUACCGAGGCAUGGAACCAGCGCAUUCAAAUCCCUAAUUUAGUGGAGAACCCCAUCGAAUGCACCGAUCCAUCCCCACUAUCUGUGCCCCUAACUUCGCCUACGCCACAAGCUUCCUGGUUCACAAGUUCCUGGCUGUUGGCUGAAUGCUACUGCUACAGGAAAAUUGCAUCUAUAUCUUUAACCAGUAAUUAUCUUAGAAACUUGGACCCAUUCAAAGGUCAGAAACAGUUGGCACUGAUAGAAUCACUGGAUGCCAUCGUUUCACUAUCUUCCUUCCUUCUUAGCAACAUCAACUGUACACUCAAUGAUUCAACAACAUCAGAAGCACUAUUCAAGAGCCUUCUAUACACAUCAGUGUGGGGCAACAAAUGCGACCUUUCUAUAUCCAGUGGUGAAGCCAACAACCAGCUAUCAAAUGUUCUCAUGCAGUUGGACCUACUGAAAAGUUACGUGCUACAAGAUGAUGUCCAGAAAAUAUUCGACUACCUCGUCCUUCUGAAGACGAACAAUGCUGUCGUCAACAACAAUCCACACAUCAGUUACAUGCCAAAAACUGACAUGAACAGAAUCGAUUUUGUCCUUGACAAUGCUGGUUUUGAACUUUUCUCUGACUUAUGUCUGGCUGAGUAUUUUAGCGCCAUCUUCGGAGUUCAAAAAAUUUAUUUUCACGCGAAAAUAAUUCCCUGGUUCGUAUCUGACGUGACGAAUGAUGAUUGGUAUUGGUCUUUUGAAUGGAUGAAACAGUCGGGCUCAGCAGAACUUUUGAAACUGGCCAACUUAUGGGAGGCCAGGAUAGAAGCAGGCCAGUGGAUCUUCACCACUCAUCACUUCUGGACCUUACCUGAUACGUUUGACCUCAUGAACUCUGUAGCCCCUGACCUCUACCAACAGCUUUCAGAGUCCACUCUCGUCAUAUUCAAAGGAGAUUUGAACUAUCGCAAAGUGACUGGAGACAGGAAGUGGGAUCCGACAGUUUGUUUUGGAAAAGUCCUCAAUGGCUUCCACCCUUCAUCUUUCUGCUGCCUGAGGACUCUCAAGUCUGAUACGCUGGUUGGAGUGACGCAUGAAGCUGUUCAGAGAGCUAAAGAGGAGAGAGCUGAUUGGAUGAUAUCUGGUCAAUUUGCUGUCGUUCAAUCUAUUUUACCAUAUCCGUAAUAUUCCUUUUAGCCUGUGUGUGUGUGUGUGUGUGUGUGUGUGUGUGUGUGUGUGUGUGUGCGCGCGUAAGUGUUGAUAUGCGUGUAUUGGGUGUGUGUGUGUGUGUGAUGAUGAUUUUUUUGGUUGAAAUAAAAUUGAGUCAGAGUUAAAAUUGUGUCGAUUUUAAAAAAAGUUUGCUGUUUAUGGAAGUUUAAAUUAUAUUAUGAAUUUUCUGCUGAGAUAACAACUCUUUUCUCUUCUAUUUUCUGAAUUGUCAUUAUCGUAAUUUAAUAAAAUUGGCAGUAAAAGAUGUUAAAAUUCUUAUCGGAAUGUUCCUGCAACCUGAACUUUCUACCUUUUUGUUUGUUUGUUAACGAUUGUUAUUACAUUUAUAUCUACUUUGUUUUUAUCUUUCUUGCUUUUUUGUGUUUUAAUAAAAAAAAAAUCUUAAUAAAAUUUC
This is a messenger RNA of Helobdella robusta, 1909 nucleotides long. RefSeq lists its product as hypothetical. Lineage: Eukaryota; Metazoa; Annelida; Clitellata; Rhynchobdellida; Glossiphoniidae. The transcript is spliced from 6 exons. Gene Ontology annotation, cellular component: cytoplasm; nucleus. Gene Ontology annotation, biological process: DNA damage response. Gene Ontology annotation, molecular function: phosphatase activity. Bases 1 to 1470 code for a protein of 489 amino acids. The record is from RefSeq and is a predicted model, not a curated record.